CCAAGAACCCGAUUUCAUCAACUCGCAAACAUGGCGAUUAUGUCUAUCCUCGUCUCGGCCAUCAUUGCUAUUACUCUCGGCGCUGCCUAUAUAGCGGGACUUCUCGAUCCGGUGAUUGAGCAAGUUGGGGUGAUGUUUUUCCGUGCGAAGGCCAAGGGUGAGGAGAAAAAGAUGGAGGCGAGGGGGAUGAAAGAGGGGCAGGAUUUCUUUGAGGGGGAGCUCAAGGGAAAUAAACAGGCAGAAGAUGUCAAGGAGGGCCUUGGGGAAUUGAAAACCGGCGGCAGCGGUCUCUACGGAACUUAUGCGGAUGGGAGCGGAGUUACACGAUAA
Lachnellula hyalina is the source of this 330-nucleotide messenger RNA. RefSeq lists its product as uncharacterized. The record is from RefSeq and is a predicted model, not a curated record. The annotation marks the transcript as partial. The transcript is spliced from 2 exons. Lineage: Eukaryota; Fungi; Ascomycota; Leotiomycetes; Helotiales; Lachnaceae.